CGCCGGAAACGUAUCAUGAUCGUAAAAACAUUAUUUAAAAAUGAAAACAAACAAAUCAUGAUAGACAUGUUUUCCAUAAUUGAUUAUUAUUUUUUUAUAAAUGAAAUUUAACUCAUAAUUUUUAAAAAAAAUCGAAAGUCACAGCAGUUAUUAACUAAAAAUUAUUUUUAAUUUCUUUUCAUGGAAGGACUAGUUAUAGAGAAUUCUUGAAUUUAUAAAUUUUACAAAUGGGAAAGGGUCAAAAAUCAAAAGGCGAGGGAAAGCGAGAAAGAAAGGACAUUUACGAACGCUUGUGUUAUCUUUUUGAGGCUGGUUAUACUUUAGUUCUGGCUUGCCCCUCCAAUACGGGAUUAAUUUGUUCCUAUGGACAUAUGAUCACGAUGCUAGCAAAAAAAAAUCUUUGUAAACUCUAUCCCCACAUAAAGAGACAUAUUUGCAAGAAGUGCCAUUUAAUUUUGCGACCAGGUUUGACGUCAAAAGUGAUGCUUAAAAAUAAAAAGAAUGGAAGAGGAAAACACACUGAAGUGACUUGUCAAUUGUGUGGGACAAAAAAACGUUUCCUCAACAAUCCUAAUCACAAAUUAUUUAUCGAUAAAGAAAUAGAAAAAAAUAAAAAUAAAUUAAUUUGAUACUU
This is a messenger RNA of Parasteatoda tepidariorum (common house spider), 634 nucleotides long. RefSeq names its product ribonuclease P protein subunit Rpp21 (gene Rpp21). Gene Ontology annotation, biological process: tRNA processing. The record is from RefSeq and is a predicted model, not a curated record. NCBI's taxonomy places the organism in Eukaryota, Metazoa, Arthropoda, Arachnida, Araneae, Theridiidae. Gene Ontology annotation, cellular component: nucleolar ribonuclease P complex.